Branchiostoma floridae (Florida lancelet) is the source of this 2213-nucleotide messenger RNA. Its product is annotated as fatty acyl-CoA hydrolase precursor, medium chain-like. Lineage: Eukaryota; Metazoa; Chordata; Leptocardii; Amphioxiformes; Branchiostomatidae. Bases 58 to 1788 code for a protein of 576 amino acids. The transcript is spliced from 7 exons. The record is from RefSeq and is a predicted model, not a curated record.
ACACACCACGUCAGACAGUUACUGAAUUUUCCAGUUCCACGUACCCUUGCUCUCACUAUGGCCAAAGGGACCAUAUUUUUGAUGCUACUGGUAUGCCUUUGGGCACAAGUCCUUAUCUUCUCAGCUGCUACUGAAGGGAACGAUGGUGGCCGUACUGUGCCCACCACCAGUGGGGAUGUCCGGGGAACUGUACAGUACAUCAACGACCUACCGGACAAGCCGAUCUACACCUUCCUUGGGAUCCCGUACGCAGCGCCCCCUGUCGGAAACCUGCGGUUCAGCGCACCCCAGCCCGCGGCUCCGUGGGAGGGAGUCAGGGACGCUACAAAACUCGGUCCCUUCUGUCCGCAAGGUCAAGUUGUCUUUCAGAUCUUCCCAUUCAAGUUUGAGCACCACAAUAUGGACGAAGACUGCCUGUCGCUGAACAUCGAAACGCCAACUGUUGAAAAAGAUGCCAAAUUGCCUGUAAUGUUGUGGAUUCACGGAGGGGGCCUGUCCAUGGGGAUGGGACAUGUCGUGCCCUUUGCCGCCCUGGCUGCUAAGCAAGACGUCGUGGUGGUCAAUAUCAACUAUCGUCUGGGCGCGCUGGGCUUCCUCAGCACUGGGGACGAGAACGCCCCUGGGAACGUUGGUUUCCUGGAUCAGGUCGAGGCAAUGAUCUGGGUGAAGGAAAACAUUCAAAACUUUGGAGGGGAUCCGGACAGGGUCACCAUUUUCGGCGAGUCCGCCGGUGGCUUGAGCGUUAGUUAUCAGGUCGCUUCCCCUCUUGGUAAGGGUCUUUUCCAGCGCGCUAUCUCUCAAAGCGGCACCUAUAGCACAAUGGAAGUCCUGCCGAAACCUUUGGAGUUGGCCGCAAAGUUGGCAAAAGAGGUUGGAUGUGAUGCGAAGGAUUCAGCUUCCCUGGUAGACUGUCUGAGGCAAAAGACUGCAGACGAAAUCUUGGAAGGUUCUCUACGAAUGAUGAAGAUGGGCAGUGGUGAAAUGGGGGAAUAUUUCGGGCCCGUGCUUGACGGCAACUUUCUUCCGGAGCACCCCAAAGAUCUGUACCACGACGGUCAAGCAAAUGCUGUAGAGUAUCUCCUCGGAGUCAACAACCACGAGUUCGGAUUUGUGAUGCCGUCCUUGACAGGCCCUUUAGGUUUCGGGCAAGGGAUGACAGAGGACGCUUUCCUCCACGAGCUAGAGAAACUCAUAGACAGAACCUACCAGGGGGCUAAGAAGGACAGUGUCAUAGCAGCUGCUAGGGAAGUUUACCGUUACAAUCCAGACGACCCAAUGGCCGUGCAGCACCAGUACACACUAUUUGCUGGCGACCAGAUGUUCGUGGCUCCAACGGUGGACACCGCAAACAAACACGCAGCAUCUGGGUCUAAUGUUUACCUGUACGAGAACCACUACGUGCAUUCGGCGAGCGCUGCCACCCGACCGGAGUGGGUGGGGUGUGACCAUGGAGAUGACACGACCAGUAUGUCCGGAUGGCCCUUCAUUGACGUACAUCUAGCAGCCGGAGGCGUAAUUCCAAACACAGCGGAUGACAAGAAGUUCAGCGCGGACAUGAUGGCUUUCUGGGCUAAUUUUGCCCGAACCGGGGACCCGUCUGACCAUACCGGCGGCCCAGCUGAUAGCCCAGCUGUACCGGAGUGGCCCCAGUAUACACCUGUCAACCCAGCCUACAUGAACCUGGAUAUGACGUCAUCUAGUGACGUAGGGCUGCACCCUGACAGGAUGGCACUCUGGAAUGACGUCAUUCCUAAACUUGUGGCAUCGUCCGAUAAGGAGGAAUUAUAGCCCGAUGAUUUUACAAUAAUUAUUACAUAUGACAUAGAUCUAAUGUUUUUUUGUUCAAUCAAAAACUAUAAUUUUCAGAUAAUUCAAUACACCAAAAAUGUAGCUAUAGAAUUUUAUCUUUUGGGAAUAAUAUGGCCAUUGCUCUUUAACAUAACACAAGAUGAUAAAUGAUACCAUUAUGGAAACGCACUAGUAUAUAAUUGUUUAUUCCUUUUUUAGUAGUUGUUGUGCAAUUUAAGAUUUUGCAAUUUCUAAACGUGAAAAAUGCGUUAUGGUGUACUGCUACUGUCAUCAACAUGUACGUCAUGGUUUUCUGAUUCAUGUAAAGUCAUAAUAAUACUACUAAUAAUUUUCCAUAACAAUUUUUAAAACUGGACAGCGUGGCAAAUAAAGUAGUGACGAAAAUAAAUGAAACGGAUGCAUUA